Molecule: messenger RNA, 12895 nt
Organism: Trematomus bernacchii (emerald rockcod)
Lineage: Eukaryota; Metazoa; Chordata; Actinopteri; Perciformes; Nototheniidae
Gene: crybg1a
Product: crystallin beta-gamma domain containing 1a
Exons: 23
Coding region: 72-12182 (4036 amino acids)
Source: RefSeq, a predicted model, not a curated record
AGCAGCUAUAAGUAGGACAGCUCUCCUCGUGGUUAUGUUUUCCUUCUCGCGCUUUCUGAAUAACAGCCACCAUGAGUAAGUCUAGCUCCCUGAAAGUAAAGAACUUAUUUAAAAUCAAAUCACCUGAUAAAGAAAGCAAGGAGCGGAAACAGUCCGCUUCCCUCAAAGAUGUAGCAGCGUCCAGCCCCCGGGACAGGUCGGACACUCUGCCGUCAAACCUCGGUCCCUUAAGCCCGGGAGACAGCGUCACUCUGCCCGGGGAUGUUUUACCCAUUUCCCCGAAAGAAAAGAAGCCAAAGAGGCUGUUGUCGUUUAAGAUUAAACGAAAGAAAUCCAAGCAGAAAGAAGAAGCAGGAGGAGAUGUGUUCUUCACUGGUGAACUGGACAGCUUCCAAAGCAACAAGAGCUUCGACCAGAUCAGUGUUUGCACAGAGUCGGACUGGGACCCUGAGUCCUCCUCCAUGAUCAGCUUUGACAUGAACCAGCCACACCACCCUUCCUCAUCCUCCAAAUUCGUCAAGGGUUCGGAGGAGAAGAGGGGAAUGAUGGAUCGCCUCUCCCACUUCUUCAACAAGAAAAAGAAGAGCACUAGGCAUCGCUCAGACGCCUCCAGCGAUGGAACCACCCCAACAUCCCCCCUGUCCCCAUCUUCACCCCUGCCCCUAGAGGAGGAUGAGCUGAAGACGCCAACUCCAUCUCGAAAACACAUUGAGUAUGGCGAGACACUCAGCCAAAGCUCGAGUCCCAGCGGCUCCAGCGUCAUCUCUCUGUUGACAGUGGAUGGAGACCUCCCGUUUGCAGACAAUAACAGCAGUGGCAGUGGCAGUGUGAGGGAGGUUCAUAUGUGCAGGAUCAGCACAGCCAGCACGGAGAGGAAGUCUGGGAAUGUGACUCCAACCACUCUGGAUCUCGCUACCACAACUCAACCAAGUGCUGAGUCAGACGUAGGCUUUGCAGAGUUGGUGGCGGAGGAAGUAAGCAGGAGGCUGAGCAGUUUGGAUGGAAAUACUGUGAAAAAUACAGAGAAUAAGAGCUCCACAUUUAAAAUCUCCCUUUCCAAUGCAGCUGAGGGCCCAAAGUCACCAAACUUAACCUCUAUAAGCUUGGGAACAAAGAAAACGUCAGUGAAAAUUGGAGAGAAGGGGCACAGCACCGCCUUGAAAGGAAUAACUUUAGGCUCUCGUUCGUCUACCUCGCGCCCCGCCACAACCCAAAAGGAGGGCGGAGACUCUCCGUACUUAGCGAGGGAAGACAAGAGGAGGGGUCAGGUAUUCUCUUGGGACACUGAAGCCUCGGAUUGGAGCCCAUCACCUGAAAAAGAGAAAGUGCCUGAAGGGGGUUCUCCUGUCUUCUACAAAGCAUUAUGGGUGGAAACACACCUGGGACCAGAGGAGGACGUGGGGAGGGAGGGGGAGAAAGAGAAGGAUAUAAUGAAACAAGAGGAGGAAGGCUUCAGAGCAGACUCUCCUCCCGUGCUGGCUAUACCUGUCACAGUCAUUCCUGAGGACGACUCUCUCCCCCAGAGCGCGGCAGACCGCCCCUCCACCCCCUCUGAGACUCUGCCGUCCGGUGGAAGCCUGCCAGAAUCAGACAUCUCCUUGGCACCGACUACAGGGGAGUUUCAAACAACAGUACCACAGCCGGAGGAGCCUGGCACUGGCACAGGCUCAAAGCAAAGUUCACUUCAGGAGAAACGAAGGGUGAGAGAACACCGCGUUUCGCGCAAGUCUGUGAAUCUGCCUUCCAAGCACAAAGUGUUUGCCCACAAGGUGCGCGUCAGCCCCGAGACAAGUUUGGAUGGGGACGAAGCAGCGGAAGAGGAGCUCAGCAGAGAUUCAACUACAAAGACUUCAGACGCAACACAAGUGAAACUACUGCCAAGCCUCCAGGACAACAACAAUGUGGAACUCAAGGAUGCCAACCUUGAGCCAUUUCCAAUAACAGACGUCACAACACACUCUGAAACAAACACUCCUGAACCCCUAGUUAUAGAAAAAACAGAGUCUGAGGCCACUGAUUUUGCUGAUAUCUCUGCAAACUCAGACAUGUUCAGAGCAAAGUCACAAGCGCCUGGGUCUGGGUUAAAAGGCCAAGGAACUGCUCAGGCUCAGCCCUCUAAACGAGGGGUUAAAGCAGCAGCAGAAAGUCGGCAUACCACAGCAAGUGGAGCAAAGACCCCGUCAUCAGCAGCUGCCAGCAAGGACAAACCUGUGAUAACAAAGGCUAAAGCCUCCACAGAGAGCACAGAAGUGGGAACUUCCAGUGAUAUUCCAGCACAGAGGGAACCUAGCAAUGAUAAAACAGCUUCUAUGUUACCAACAUUAAAAGACCAAAUCACCAGUGGUCCCUUAAGUCCAACUGCUUCAAAGUCUAAAAUCCCCAAAAGGUUAGGAUCGGAUGCUGAUGUGAAAUCACCAGUGACACCAGAUAAAAUGCCAGUGGCUGAUGCUUCCGGGUCAGUGUUCACUGAGGCCUUGAAAUCUCCGGUGAGUCCAACCAGAGCUGUCAGGAAACAAAGUUUUGAAGAAGCCAAGGGAGGCCGAGCUCUGUCAGGGAACAUUUCUCCUACAAAAACAACAAACAAGACAGGAACAAAGCUUAUUAAAGAAAAGCCAAAUGAGGUCAGUGACUCUAUAAAGCUGGUAAAUGGCCUGGAGAAUGACCACGAGGAGAGUAUUAUUAAAGCAGGACACCAAACGGACAGGGAGGGCUUGGAUGUAAAAAAACAAAGCCAAACCCGUCAGGAGAGUAAUGCCUCCUCGGCAUUAAAGAGCCGAUUACCCAUUUCAUCUCCUACAAGAAAGAAGAAUGUUGAUACAACUCUAACAAGUGGCACCGACUUCAAAAGAAUGACACAUGAUCAGACCGAUUCAGACAUAUCCAAGACAGAACAGAAGCCAAAGCAGCAAGAAGUCAUUCCUGAUGAGAGGCCCGGUAGUGCAUCACCACCUCCACUGCCUGAAAGUCCCAAGAAAGGAGGUAUGCUGUCACCAAGAUCAUCCAAUCGCCCCACUAAAAGAAGCAUCAACCAAGAAGACAGUGACACACGCACAACUAGUAUCUCUCCACCUCCCACCAAGCAAGAGAAACCCUUCUCUUCAAGGCUCUCCAAACCCAGCGACUUAAAAUGCCCAAAAAGUCCAGUCCCAUCGCCUGUAAGCAAGCUUCCUACAAGAGGUGAGAGAAGCCCCAACAAAGUAAGAUCCAGAAAACCUUCACCAACUGAGAAUUCUGUGAGCACAUCCACGUCUAAACAGGAGGACUCAAAUCAGAACAAAGCGUCUGAGAGUGUCAAAGCAGAUCAAGUGAAAGACAAUUCCAUUGGUGACAUAUUUGUAUUCAAUUCUCUAUCAAAAGAAGGAAAAGAGCAUGCAAUAAAACUCACAGACAGUAUAGGUGAAAACAAAACAAAAGGAAAAGGGUCAAAAGAAUUAGAGGAGAGCAUAACCAGUCCUGCAACAGAGGAUAUUUCAAACAUCCAACAAAUACAAAACAAUGAUGCAAUUAUUCCAGAAAAGGCUCAAAUAAUAGUUACACCACUAAAAGGCUCAGGGGCUGAGGCAUUGCUAAGCAGUGAUGCUGCCAAGGCAAGUCCAUCUCAGACGCCUAUUUCUGAUGUAGUUACUGGUGCAAAACUCGGUUCGCAACCCACUACAGCUCACAUUCAAAGUGAAAACACCAAGCAGGAACAGGAAACAGCACCAAAGAUUUGUCCAGAAGAACUGAAAGAGAAAGACAAUUCAGAGACAACGCAGCUAAUAGGUAACAGAAAACCAGAUUCAAUCAAAGAUAGAGGCCUUCCAGAGCCAAACUCUGGCGUUUUGGCGAAGGACACAAUACCCGCCUAUGAGGAUGUAAGUGAUAUGUCAGCAAAACCUGUUGUGGUUGGCAGCACUCACGGUGACAAAAUGACACGUUCUGAUCUGGAUCAUGUUUUACCAGGGAGUGUUUCCUUUAAAGAAACAAAUAAGGUCCCUUCUAAGGAAUAUAAUGGCAGAAAUAGUCUUCCUGCUAAAGACCAAGAUGCUGAACCAAAAGCUGUAUUAGCAAGCACUUCCAUUGAUACUGGUGUUGACCUGGCCAGAACAGAGCAGCAAAAUGAGUUAUUGAAGGAUCAAAUUCUUAAAAAUGAUAGAUUUCCCACAUCGAGCAGAGAUUUAUCAGAUGAUUUUAAAGAGAACAUUAUGGAGGAGGUUGGCAAGAAACCAGCAGAGGGUUUGGACAUUCAAACAGAGGCUGUGACUGUUUGUGAAUUGCAAAAGAAUGUUGAAAAUCAGAUGGACAAAGAGCCUCUUUUACUGCCAGGAGAAUGUGAAAGAGAUGAGAAAGACUCAAAACCAAAUAAAAAGCUAAAUGAUACUGUGGUGGAAAGCGCUGACUCACAGAGCAGUUGCAAAAAGGAGCUGAAGCGUGUAACUGUUGAGGAUGAAGAAAGAAAAGACCUUACAAAACCACAGAAGCCAACAGAUCUUUCAUCAGGAAAGAAAUGUUCACAGCCUGUCUCAGAGGACGGAAUACAGACGGUAGUUACAGAUGCCCUGGAAGAGAAGAAGUCUGAGCAAGCAAAAAGUGCACUCCAGGACAAUACAGCCGGUUUGGUUGACACAAAGAAGCAAUGUGAGAUCCUCUUAAAGGAAAUUGAAGAGAGUGGUGAUCAGGAAAAUGAACAGGAACCAAAAGUAAUUCUUACCAAAGAUAAGAAGAUCGGGGAUAAGGAGGAAAAACAGGGGGACAAACAAGUUGACGUUGCUGAGAAAAUAAGCACUACAACUACUAAGAGUAAAACAAAGGAAGUAUCAAUGCAGAAUUUACCAAAUGAGAAUUCUGAAGUUAGGAACCAAAAGGAACAGAAGACGUUAAAAGCUGGAAAUCAAGAUGGGGAUAAAGCAGAGGAGAAUGCUAAUGGAUCAGCAAAAUCCAAUGGUUCAAAUGCUAACCUAGAACAGCAACCUGCAACAGAAACAGUUCCAAAGAAGACAACAAAAAGCCAUUUUUCACAAAUGGAUACAACUCAAGAACUAAAAGCAGUAAACAGUGAAACCCAGAGUGCUCAAGGUACUAAAGACAAGACUGAAACAAAAGAUUCACCAAUCAAAAGUUUGGUGAAUGAGACUCCAAUUGUAAAUGCUGAAGUAAGCAAACAGAAAGACCAGAUGUCCACACUUGUGAGAGAGCAAGAUGAAGACAUUACAAGACCAGAGAAAAACCAAUUCAUAAAAUCCAAACAUCCAAAAUCGAACCUGCAACAGCAACCACAGACAGACAAAACUCAAGUUCAAAAGAAACUACUGGAGGAACAGAUUUCACAAAGCGAUACAACUCAAGAACUCCGACCUAUGUACAAUGAAGAUUGUACAAAAACUGACCUGAAACAGGAAGCAGAAGCGGUACAAUCAGAAGCUCCAGAGAAGAAAUCAGAAAACCGAAUUAAAGAUCUGAAGGUUGUAGGCACUGAAACUCAAAGUGCAUCUGGUAUCAAAGGAAAGACAGAAACAAAAGAUUCAUCAGUCAAGAGUGUCGGAGGUGAGGUAGCAAAGACAUUAGAAACUCCAAAGGUAUCAGAAAGCAACAGUCAAGAACUAAAGGUUGCAACCACCAAAAGUCAGAGUGUUGAGGGAGCUAAAAAGAAGACUGAAACAAAGGAUUCAUCAACAAAGGAUCAGAAGACUGUAAUUGUUGAAGAUCAACAUGAGGACAUAACCAAACCAGAUACAAAUAAAUCAACAGUAUCCAAACCUCCAAGUACUGACGUGAUACAGGAAGUGCAAAAAUCAGAAGCACCAAAGAAGAAAUCAGAAAACCAAACUCAAGAACCAAAGCUUGCAAGCACAAAAACGUUGAGUGAUAGUGUAGCUAAAGAGAAGACUGAAACAAAGGAUUCAUCAGGAAAGAGCUUGGUGAGUGAGACGUCAACUGUGAAAGCUAGCAGUGAAGUUAGCAACCAACAGGAUCAGAAGUCUGUAAUUGUUGAAGAUCAUCAUGAGGAAAUAACCAAACCAGAUACCAAUAAAUCAACAGUAUCCAAAACUCCAAGUACUGAUGCGAAACAGGAAGUGAUGAAAGCAGAAACGCCAGAGAAGAAAUCAGGAGGACAAAUUCAAGAUCCAAAGGUUGUAAGCACAAAAACCUUGAGUGCUGGUGGACCUAAAGAGAAGACUGAAACAAUGGAUUCAUCAGUAAAGAACUUGGUGAGUAAGACGUCAACUGCAAACGCUAACUUUGAAGUUAUCAACCAGCAGGAUCAGAAGAAUGUAAUUGUUAAAAAUCAACAUGAGGACAUAACCAAACCCGAUACCAGCAAAUCGACAGAAUCCAAUUGCCCCAAGGCUGACCUGAAACAGGAAGUGGUACAAACAGAAGCUCCAGAGAAGAAAUCAGAAAGCCGAAUGAAAGAUCUAAAGGUUGUAGGCACUGAAACUCAAAGUGCAUCUGGUAUCAAAGGAAAGACAGAAACAAAAGAUUCAUCAGUCAAGAGUGUCGGAGGUAAGGUAGCAAAGACAUUAGAAACUCCAAAGGUAUCAGAAAGCCAAAGUCAAGAACUAAAGGUUGUAAGCCCCAAAAGUCAGAGUGUUGAGGGAGCUAAAAAGAAGACUGAAACAAAGGAUUCAUCAACAAAGCUUUUGGUGAAUGAGACGUCAACUGGGAAUGCUAACUAUGACGUUAGCAAGCGACAGGAUCAGAAGACUGUAAUUGCUAAAGAUCAACAUGAGGACAUAACCAAACCAGAUACAAAUAAAUCAACAGUAUCCAAACCUCCAAGUACUGACGUGAUACAGGAAGUGCAAAAAUCAGAAGCACCAAAGAAGAAAUCAGAAAACCAAACUCAAGAACCAAAGCUUGCAAGCACAACAACGUUGAGUGCUAGUGUAGCUAAAGAGAAGACUGAAACAAAGGAUUCAUCAGUAAAGAGUUUGGUGAGUGAGACGUCAACUGUGAACGCUAGCAGUGAAGUUAGCAACCAACAGGAUCAGAAGUCUGUAAUUGUUGAAGAUCAUCAUGAGGAAAUAACCAAACCAGAUACCAAUAAAUCAACAGUAUCCAAAACUCCAAGUACUGAUGCGAAACAGGAAGUGAUGAAAGCAGAAACGCCAGAAAAGAAAUCAGGAGGACAAAUUCAAGAUCCAAAGGUUGUAAGCACAAAAACCUUGAGCGCUGGUGGACCUAAAGAGAAGACUGAAACAAUGGAUUCAUCAGGAAAGAACUUGGUGAGUAAGACAUCAACUGCAAACGCUAACUUUGAAGUUAUCAACCAGCAGGAUCAGAAGAAUGUAAUUGUUAAAAAUCAACAUGAGGACAUAACCAAACCCGAUACCAGCAAAUCGACAGAAUCCAAUUGCCCCAAGGCUGACCUGAAACAGGAAGCGGUACAAACAGAAGCUCCAGAGAAGAAAUCAGAAAGCCGAAUGAAAGAUCUAAAGGUUGUAGGCACUGAAACUCAAAGUGCAUCUGGUAUCAAAGGAAAGACAGAAACAAAAGAUUCAUCAGUCAAGAGUGUCGGAGGUAAGGUAGCAAAGACAUUAGAAACUCCAAAGGUAUCAGAAAGCAACAGUCAAGAACUAAAGGUUGCAACCACCAAAAGUCAGAGUGUUGAGGGAGCUAAAAAGAAGACUGAAACAAAGGAUUCAUCAACAAAGGAUCAGAAGACUGUAAUUGCUAAAGAUCAACAUGAGGACAUAACCAAACCAGAUACAAAUAAAUCAACAGUAUCCAAACCUCCAAGUACUGACGUGAUACAGGAAGUGCAAAAAUCAGAAGCACCAAAGAAGAAAUCAGAAAACCAAACUCAAGAACCAAAGCUUGCAAGCACAAAAACGUUGAGUGCUAGUGUAGCUAAAGAGAAGACUGAAACAAAGGAUUCAUCAGUAAAGAGCUUGGUGAGUGAGACGUCAACUGUGAACGCUAGCAGUGAAGUUAGCAACCAACAGGAUCAGAAGUCUGUAAUUGUUGAAGAUCGUCAUGAGGACAUAACCAAACCAGAUACAAGCAAAUCGACAGAAUCCAAGCCUCCAAGUACUGAUGCGAAACAGGAAGUGAUGAAAGCAGAAACGCCAGAGAAGAAAUCAGAAAGAAAAAUUCAAGAUCCAAAGGUUGUAAGCACAAAAACCCAAAGUGCUGGUGGAGCUAAAGAGAAUACUGAAACAAUGGGGACAUCAGUAGAGGGUUUGCUGAAUGAGACGGUGAAUUCGGAAGUUAACCAUGAAGUUAGCAACCAACAGGAUCAGAAGUCUGUAAUUGUUGAAGUUCAACAUCAGAACAUUACCAAAGCAGAUACAAGCAAAUGCCCAAAGGCUGACCUGAAAAAAAAAGCGCAAGAGAAGAAAUCAGAAGGCCAAAUUCAAGAACUGAAGGAUGAAUGCACUAAAACUCAGAGGGUAGAAGGAACUAAAGAAAAGACUGAAACAAAGGAUUUACCAAUGACGAGUUUGGUGAAUGAGAUUGUUAUUGAGAAUGCUAACUUUGAAGAUAGCACAGAAAAGGAGCAGAAGCCCUCAGUUGUCAGAGAUGAACCUUUAAGGAUUAAUAAACCAGAGAAUGUCACUGGUCAAUCCACAGAUUUUAAAGCAGCCAACAAGAAUGAUGAGAAACAAAAGAAAAUGAAAGAAAGGAAAGAAGGCGUUGAAAUAUCAAAUAAAGUAACAAAGCAGGAAAAUCAGCAGAAGGCAUCAAAGUUAGAUGCUCACCAAGAGUCAGAAAGCAUUUCUGUGAAAGAUGCAUCUAGCAAAAUAAGUGGUGCAGAACAAAAAGACAAGCUCACUGUUGUUCCAGAGACGGGACGUUAUAGCACUGAUACUCAGAAGAAGGAUGAAGACACCAAAGAAAAAACUAAAACAGGCAGUGGUUUCAAACGGGAGCAGCAGACUUCAGAAAAAGAGAAAACCAGAAACCUCAAUGAUCCACAGAAGCCUGCAAGCCCAUCACUCAACGGCAGUUUGUCUCUUGCUGCCACAGCGGAAGCACCCGCAACAUCUCAAAGUCCCCAGCUAAAGAAGGAAUCUCCAUCUACUUGGUUAGAUUUAGAGCAUCCGAAGCAGAAGAAGGCACAUAAAAGAAGACUAAAGGCCUCGGCAAGUGAGGAUGAAUCUCUUGAUCCUGAUGACUAUGACGAGUUAAUCAGGAGCAUUAAGGAGGGCAGCAUUCCUUUCUCACUGCCUCCCAAGAGGCAUAUUCCUAAAAAGUCCCCGUCUCCACCUCUUGGUUUGUCGCCUAUCAUUGAGGACAAUUUUGAACCAUUUGAUCCAGAGCAAUUCCAGUUCGGCCUAGGGAAAAAUGGCGCAAGUUUUAAGGACCCUCCCCUAUUAUCUAUGGUGAUGAAACAGAAAGCAGCUAGUAGGGAACGGCGGUUUCUGGAACGAGAACAGGAUAAUGCCAAUCACACAUCUAGAGGCCAACUGAAUUCACUUGACGAGGUGGAAGGCAAAGAUGGAGUCAAAGAGGGGGAUAAUACUGAAAAUGGACAAGAAGAGGGAAAUAACAAUGGACAAGAGACAGGGAAGCUGACGUCACGACUUGGGAGGAUGUCCAUCCUCUCCAGCUUAAUGAAUUCCCCUCGGCCCUCCAGGAAGGCCAAAGAGGAAGUUGCCUCUGACACAAAUAGCACGCUUUCUACUCCACAACAGGACCUGCUCUGGCUUGGAAAGAAAGGAGUGUUUGAUUCACCUCUGCCUGCAGAUAAGAAGGGUGUGAAAGGUAGAGACCAAGGCCCACUUGUGGGUGGUGGUAUAGGUGCAGUUAGUGAGUCAGCAGUCAAUCCCUCCUCUCCACCUCCUCCUGCUCUCCCGUCAUUCUCAGAGUUAAAGCAGCCUGUUCAUUUAGAGAAGUACCUCAAGAAGAACAAAUCAGAGUCUGAGGCCUCCAGCGGCUCUACACAUAUGACUAAAACUGAACUAGGUCCUAAGGGUGCGACAAUGGACCAGACCCCAAUAGAAGUACCAAAUGUCGAAGAGAGCCUGAAGGGCCCCGCAGAACUGCCUCCAACCAGCGAGAACAGCCAGCAGACUUCCCUGAAUGGACUAACUAAACCUAAGCCUAAGACACCUGCAGUAAGAGGGUUCCACAAAAGGCCUGGAAAGAUUGUCGUACAUGAGCAAGACCAAUUUGGAGGGCAGCAGUUUGAACUGUACUGUGAUGUAGAGGAUGCCACCACGAUGAAGCUGUCCCCUGUCAUCUCAGUCAGAGUCAUCAGAGGAUGCUGGCUGCUCUAUGAGAAACCUGGCUUCCAGGGUCGUAUCAUCGCCCUGGAGGAAGGUCCUACGGAGCACAUAGUGAAUAUGUGGGCAGAGGAAGGGACCCCGACCACACUAGAUGCAAUGGGUGAGCCUGUACCAACAGCACCUAUGGUCAUAGGCUCUAUUCGACUGGCAGUUAGAGACUAUAGCAUUCCCCAUAUUGACCUGUAUCCUGAGGUCAAUGGGAUGGGGAGGAUGACCUCUUACUAUGACGAGACUGUGGAGAUUGGCUCGUACAGUAUGCCGCAGACCACUGGCUCCAUUAAGGUUCAUUCUGGAGUCUGGUUGGUGUACACUGAUCCAGGGUUUGAAGGGUUUGUGGGAGUGCUGCAGGUGGGGGAGUAUCCCUGCCCAGAGACCUGGGGCUUCCCUCAGCCCUUCAUCGGCUCGCUCAGACCCCUCCGCAUGGGAGCGAUAAAGGUGGAGCAUCCUCAUGAAAUAAAGGCCUUAGUGUUUGAGAAGCCCAACUUUGACGGAGAGUGCAUAGAGGUUGAGGGUGAUGUGUACAACUUGCAAGAAGAACUGGAAGAGGAGAAAACGGGCAAACCAGACGAGAAAAAGAAGACCCUGUCUGCAGUGGGUUCUAUAAAGAUACUUGGUGGUUUCUGGGUGGGUUAUCUAGAGGCGGACUUUGAGGGGCAGCAGUACAUCCUGGAGGAGGGGGAGUAUCCUCACUGCAGUGACUGGGGGGGGUCUGAGGAUGGGCUCCUGUCACUUCGGCCUGUGUGCACAGAUUACCUCUCCCCUCACGUCAAACUGUUCAUGGACCGGCACUUUGAUGCACGAGGGCUCAAUGUGGACUUGCUGGGACCUGUCCCCAACAUGCAGGACGUCGCCCAUGGUUGCAAAACACAGUCUGCCAACGUCAUGGGUGGAGUGUGGGUGUGCUUUGAGCAGCCCGGCUUCAGUGGAGAGCUCUACGUCCUGGAGAGGGGCCUCUACGCAGGCCCUGAGGACUGGGGGGCCCAGAACCCCAAGAUCUCCUCCAUCCAGCCGGUCUUCCAUGACCCACUGAUGGGAACGACUAAAUUCAAGGUGCAGCUGUUUUCUGAGGCAGACUUCCAGGGCAGGCUGGUGUCUCUGGAGGACAGCACAGCGGCUCUGGAUGAGGACUUCACCCCCAGGUCCUGUAGGGUGCUGGCUGGCAGCUGGGUGUUAUAUGAAGGAGCUCAGUUCACAGAGAACAUGUAUGUGUUGGAGGAGGGAGAAUACCCCAACGCAGAGGCCAUGGGCUUCCUGUCCUCAGACUGCACCGUCCGCUCCAUACAGACCACGGGACAUGAGUUUUCUCUGCCCUCCAUCGUGCUGUUCAGUAAGGUGGGCUGCAGGGGUCGCAGGGUGGUCCUGAGUCAUGAAGCUUUGAACCUGCAACAGGCCGGCCUGGACACACGCACACGCUCCCUGGUGGUGGAGGGAGGAAUGUGGGUGUUGUAUGAAGGCAGUAACUUCCGGGGUCGACAGCUUCUUCUGCAGCCGAGUGAGGUGCUGGAUUUAUGGAAGUCCAGAGGCAUGCAGCAAAUCGGAUCCCUGCGGCCAUUAGUCCAGAAGCAGAUGUACUUCCGUCUGAGGAACAGGGAGACAGGAAGUGUGCUGUCUCUGACGGGGACUCUGGACGACAUCAAGCUGAUGAGGGUUCAGGCUGUGGAGGAGACGGGGGGGCUGGAGCAGGUCUGGCUCUAUCGGGGCGGGCAGAUGAGCUGCAAGCUGGUGGAGGACUGUUUCCUGGAGACCUCAGGCACUAUUGUGAUGGAGGGCAGCAGGCUGUGUGUCACCCCGGUGCGAGGCAACGGCAACCACCUGUGGAACAUCAGCCCUGAUGGUCUGGUGCACUGCGUCCUGAAACCUCAGCUGGUGCUGGAGGUCAAAGGUGGACAUCAGUAUGACAAGAACCUGGUGGUCCUGAACAUAUGUGAGGAAAGAGAAAUGAACCAAAGGUGGACCUUGGACAUCCUGUGAUCUGAUGAGCCUCCACUCACACCGAACCCUGUGAUGCAGCUCCGUCGUGGGGCCCACUCCACAGAGAGGGAGCAUCGGAUCAAUCAUUGCACCUUUGUGUGGAGUUCUGACUGUUGAGGGGAACCAUUGACUGGAUCAACAAUAUAACUAUGUUCUUAGAGUAGAGUGAAUGAUUGAGUUGUGUACAAAUAUGACAUAUUUCUUUGCCACUAGAUUUACAACACUAUAGACCAAAGACUCCAUGCACACACAUCUCUGUUUUCACUGCUUAUAGAGGACUCAGCCCUGGUUCAAUGCUGCACACCUCUCUUUACUUUAUGGUACAUUUCUACUGGUUCCUUUGUCUUAUUUCUGAUCAUAAUGUCUGCAUAUAUGAAUGUAUAGUGUAUAUUGAGAGCUGCAUUGUGAAGUCUGACGUGCACACUACACUCCAAAGAUGUAUUCUUUUUGUAUUAAUGUAGAUUAAAAAAGAUCUAUUGUAGAGUUUGGAUAUCUUGUUAGGACUUUUCACAAGCUGUACCCUACUGCAUCAAGUUGUACAUAAGCAUCAAGUGUAUAUAUUUGAGAUGAGAUUUCAAAGCAGAACUGCAACAACUAUGCUGCCCACUGCUGUAAAUAUGUGAAUGUAUGAGAGAAAGCUGUCGCACAUGAAAAUAAGAAUGCCGUUUUCUUUCUUUUGUCUUUUUUAGAAAAUAAAAGAUUUUAAUAACUUG